CAGCAUUAGCUCAUCAGCUUAAUUCCUAUUUGAAUCUUGCGUGUAAAGCGUCAGAAAGUUGAAUAAAAAAGGAAGGCUGAGAAAAAAAUAAGAGGGCGAGGCAGUUAGCCAUCACAAGAAGGUAUAGGCGAGACCAAAGGUUGAGUGUAUUGUGCAAGAGGAGACAACGAUGACACGCCUGAUUUGAUGUGUUGCGAAAUCUCAUUUACCCUCUUACGCCAUCUUUAUGCGAAUCUUAGUCAUCUAUUGCGGGAGAAGAGAAGUGGUGCUCGAUGAAAUCCCUUUUCCCAUAAUAUCGUACUCUAGAUUGCAGACGUCCAAAUAAGAUGCAAUAUCCUACAUUUCUUCAGAAAGAAUCAACUUCCCAACUUCUUCAUCCUUCUUUUUCCCUCGCUAUAUAAGUAUUAGGUAAGGAAGCAUUCGAUUGAGCAUGGCCAUUAGCCAGGAAGGCGCCUGUGACAUGAGCCUUUCUCUCGAUCUGAGCAUUGGCCGGAGCCGGAGGAGGGCCGAGCAGAGCUCGCCCUGCUUCGCAUUUAGCCUGUCCGACGGCUUCGAAGCUGCUGGUGACGGUGUCUCUGUUAAGAGGGAAAUUGUUAAUCAUGAUGUAGGAUGCGAGGAGGUGGAUACAGAGAGGUUGUCGUCUUUCCGCAGCUGUGGCAGCGACGAGGACGACGACGUUGGCGGCGCGAGGAAGAAGCUUAGGCUUACAAAGGAGCAGUCUGCUCUGUUGGAGAACAGAUUCAAGGAGCACAGCACCAUAAAUCCGAGGCAAAAACAUGCCCUGGCUGAGCAACUCAAUCUCCGGCCACGGCAAAUCGAAGUGUGGUUUCAGAAUAGGCGGGCAAGGACUAAGCUGAAGCAGAUGGAAGUGGACUGCGAGUUUCUAAAGAAGUGCUGCCAGAAGCUGAGCGACGAGAACCGGAAACUGCACAAGGAGCUGCAGCAGAUAAAGGCUCUCAAAGCUGCACCACCUCACACGAGCUUCCCUGCUGCAGUAAACCUCCUCACCAUCUGCCCUUCCUGCGGGAGGAGAGAUCACAGUGGCACUGACCAAAAAGAAGCCAUUUAGGAUAACCAUGAAGUCGCACGAGCCCAAACCCUCUCUGUUCACUGGUAAUGGAAGUACUGCAUCAAAGUGCAUAUAAUUUAACUUUAGUUUCUCAAGAAUGAGGUUGUAAAAUUUAAUCUGGGGCGGCUCGCGUGAGUGCAUGCCUAGUUGCCAACCUCGACUGUAGCCUGUGGUGUAACUUUACUUUCCUGACCAGUUGAACGAGUUGCAUGCAUGCAUGAGCAUGCUGGACCUUACAUCCAUGGAUAUUUAUGGCCAAGUGUGGAUAGGAAGGAAUUGAGGGCACGUGAAGAUGACACAGUUUGAUAUCAACUCGAGUGCUCCCCUCGUUCGCAUGAUAAGCUAUAACUGAAUUGCUUCAGUGGAGGGAAUCUUACGGGAGUCUUGGGUAAGAACAUAUGCUGUCUGCCACUUUCUAUGUGGACACGCAUUAGUUUGUAAUUACAUUCAAUAUUGUGAAGUAACUAUAACAAUUAGUUGAAAAUCGUUU
Zingiber officinale is the source of this 1559-nucleotide messenger RNA. Its product is annotated as homeobox-leucine zipper protein HOX19-like. Gene Ontology annotation, biological process: regulation of DNA-templated transcription. The transcript is spliced from 3 exons. Bases 431 to 1069 code for a protein of 212 amino acids. The record is from RefSeq and is a predicted model, not a curated record. Gene Ontology annotation, molecular function: DNA-binding transcription factor activity, RNA polymerase II-specific; sequence-specific DNA binding. NCBI's taxonomy places the organism in Eukaryota, Viridiplantae, Streptophyta, Magnoliopsida, Zingiberales, Zingiberaceae.